CCUCUGCGGACCGCGGUGCCAUGGCCUCCGCCCGCCUGUUCGCGCUGCUGCUGCUCUUCGUGGGCGUCCCCGCCAACGCCGCCGAGUCGAUCCGAGAGACAGAAGUCAUCGAUCCCCAAGACCUCCUAGAAGGCCGCUACUUUUCUGGAGCUCUCCCGGACGACGAGGACGUCGGGGGGCCCGGGCAGGAGCCUGAUGACUUUGAGCUGUCUGGCUCUGGAGAUCUGGAUGAUUCGGAGGACCCCCAGAUCUUCCCCGAAGUAAUUCAACCCUUGGUGCCUCUGGAUAACCAUAUCCCUGUGAAGGCAAGGCCUGAGCGCUGGGACCCCACCGAACCCCAGGAGAUAGAGGAGAAUGAGGUCAUCCCCAAGAGGAUCGCACCCUUCGAAGGGGACGAGGAUGUGUCUAACAAGGUGUCCAUGUCCAGCGCUGCACAGAGCAACAGCAUCUUUGAGAGGACAGAGGUCCUGGCCGCUUUGAUCGUGGGCGGCGGCGUGGGCAUCCUCUUCGCCAUUUUCCUGGUCCUGCUGCUGGUGUACCGCAUGAAGAAGAAGGACGAAGGCACCUACGACCUGGGCAAGAAACCUAUCUACAAAAAAGCCCCCACCAACGAGUUCUAUGCUUGAAGUGUCCCCCUGGGCACACUGGCUUGGACCUCAGUGGGGAGGGAAGCCGCGAAGGAUGCUGAAGGGUGGACAUGAGGGGAGGGGGAAGGCAACCUAAUACCGACCUGUCAGCAUCUCCCGCUGUGAUUAUGUUUUAAGCCUUAGAAGAGGCACCACCUUC
Messenger RNA from Hyaena hyaena (striped hyena), 786 nucleotides. It is a transcript of the gene SDC4, whose product is annotated as syndecan 4. The transcript is spliced from 5 exons. Gene Ontology annotation, cellular component: membrane; cell surface. Lineage: Eukaryota; Metazoa; Chordata; Mammalia; Carnivora; Hyaenidae. The coding region runs from base 21 to 626 and encodes 201 amino acids. Gene Ontology annotation, biological process: cell migration. The record is from RefSeq and is a predicted model, not a curated record.